This is a messenger RNA of Brassicogethes aeneus, 585 nucleotides long. Lineage: Eukaryota; Metazoa; Arthropoda; Insecta; Coleoptera; Nitidulidae. The record is from the annotation of a GenBank genome assembly.
AUGUCGACAGAACCAAUUGAACAAGUGAAUCCGAUGAAAUCCGGCAAAGAUUAUGUAGAAUCAGUACAUAGCAUAUACAUUCUCAAUAGCUCAAGCGUGUCAGAGGAAAUGAUAAUUAUGACUGAUAAAAUGCUUCACGAGUUUGUUAUGCAGUUUCCAGAUUUAUAUAACCCCAACAAUAGAACUUGUAAUUUACACAGUUUGCUUCACCUACCACAAGUUGUUAGAGAUUUUGGACCUCUUUACACAACUUCAUGCUUCCCAUUUGAAAAUGCCAAUGGUAUUCUGAAGAGUUUGGUAAAAGGAAACACCUCUGCACAACUGCAAAUAUGUUCUGGAAUAUCUGCUUUCAUGAGUUUACCCCAGUUAAAGAAUAAAUUAAGAGCAGAAAGUGUGGCUGCCAAGUUUUGUCAGAUGAUAGAAAAAAACAGCAGAUAUAAAAUGCACCAAAUUACGGAUAAGUUUGUGCAAUUGUGGGCAAAUGUGAUGCGGUGCUACGCUACACUGAUCCCGGAUCCCGUCUUCUUCGGAGAUCAAAGGAGGCGGUCGGAGCAAAAAGCAAAGAAGCCGUGUGUGAUUAUUUGA